Messenger RNA from Symphalangus syndactylus (siamang), 12476 nucleotides. Its product is annotated as collagen alpha-2(IV) chain-like. Lineage: Eukaryota; Metazoa; Chordata; Mammalia; Primates; Hylobatidae. The record is from RefSeq and is a predicted model, not a curated record.
AGUGUAAGAUCAAAUAAGCUCAAUUUUCAUGAUUUUACAAAUCAGUUUUCAAGAUAAAAUCCUAACCAACACUCUUUUGUCAUUCUUUAGUAGGAGGAUGGACACCAUUUUAAGUGAAAUUGAUUUAGGGAGCUUUUCAGCCUGUGUUCAACAUCCUUGGAUAAAACAACAAAGGUUGGGAGACAGCUCUGUGUCCAAGAGCGAGGACUGAAGGAGUCCACCAGGGUACCUCCAUCUGGUGCAGCUAACAAAGGCCCAAAGAAAAAUGGCCACAUUUCGAAAAUCUGUCUUUCCCACCAGAAUGUAAACCCCACAUAAGUAGGACUUUUAUUCUGGUGAAAUCUGUGAAAUGACUCUGAAGACCUGGGCUCCUGCUCCCCUGACCUCCUGGGGAGGUAGAAACGGACAUGCAGGGAGGGUGACCAGGGGAGGAUUCUGGCCUCCUGACGAAGGCUGAGGAAGGCCAGAGGAGGCCUGGGGGCCACGGUGAGGCUGGAAUUGAGCUGCACCCCAAGCAGCAAGAAGGAGCAGGACAGGGGCCUGACGCCAUGCUCAACUCAACAUUCCUGACCCUGUCUUCUGACAUAAUCUCUCUCAUUUCCUACCUCAACGGCUCCAAGAGGCUGUCAGCAUCACCUCCAUCCUACAGGUGGGGAAAUGAGACUUGUCGGUAUCUCUGCACUGCACAGUCCAGGCCAGGGUCAGGAAUCCAGCCCUUCCCUGCUCUUUUUGGUCAGGGGCAGAGAAUAAUAGUGGUCACCAAGUGGGAGUUGUGAUCCUUUGGAUGUCAAGAGAGAGGCUGGGCACAGAGGAAGCAGGCAGACAGGCAGCUGAUAAUCUGUCCUGAGGAGGCAGGAAGGUGGGAAAGCCACUUGGGAGCUGAAGUUUCAAGCUCCAUUUUCCCCUCAGACUUCACUUCUAAAACACAAGUUCAAAGAUAAUAACUAUCAAGAAUUUCAAGACAGUGACAUUACAGCAUGAAACCUUGAGUCUGGGGUGCACCUGAGCACUGGCUCUGAGUGAUGGCACUGGUUGCACAGCUGCCUCUGGGACAGGCAGAUGACAAAAACCUCCCAGCUAGGUGGUGAGGGUGGGUUGCACCCUGUAAUCAGAAACAUGAACUCCUUGGGCCAGUGCGAAGGGACAGGCGCCCAGGGGACGUGUCACUUGUGCCCAGACUGCCUGUGGGCUGAGCAGGAGGCAGGGAGUGGACUCAUCUGGGCGUCGUUGCUGAAGGCCAGAAAGGAAUCUCUUGCUGCCUGAAAAAAUGACACCAUUUUCUCUUUCUCUUCUGGGCUGAAGAAAAACAAAACCCCCAACCCAGUCACCCUUGGAGAGAGAUUCCUGGCUUUCCCGUAGACAUAUAUUUUCGGCAGAGGCAGUGAAGAUGAAUGGCCUCCUUGCGUGCCUUGGUGGGGGGACGGCUGGCUCGCUUGGCUGGCUCCAGCCUCCCCCUUCCUCCUGUGUUUGAGGUCAACCCUGUGUUGGGGUUGUAACAACUUUCGAGAACAUACCCAGAGUCCUGCAUUCCAACACUGUUUUUGCAGUCCACAUGGAAGGGCCAAACUGCCCCCAGCCUUGCCAGGGAAGCCUCAGGGUGUGAGCUUCCAGAAGGGGCUUUUGUGACCCAGGCUUUUGUCCCCAGGGUUUAUGGCAAUGCUUGGCAUUCAGAAGGCGCGCGCCAGCGGCGCAGAGGGAACAGACAAGGGGAGGGGCUGGCAGACGCGGUCAAGUGUCAGGCCCGGGUGGGGGAUGGGAGGUGGGCAGGGCGGCCCGGCCGGGCGCUGCCCUUUGCGAAGUGGGUGGCCCGGCAUGUCCCGGCCACCCCUGCCACUCACCCCCUGAGGUCCCAAGUUCUCGGGGUGAGCGGCAGACACGGGUGCUCCAGGCACAGCAGUAGGGGCUUCAGAACAUCCCGAUCCUCUGCAUGGACCGGCUGUGAGGGGGGGGAAACGCCUCCCGCACCCGGUGCCACGGCGGUGGAGACCUUGCCCCGGUUCGAGGGUCGCUGCAGCAGUGCCGGUGGAGGGGCUGGUCUCGGGCGUGGCCUGGACGCCCACAGGCCUCCACACUGAGGGCCCAUAGCAGUGUCGGAGUGCGGCCGCUGUCCUCACGCGGUCGCCCCGGGGUGGUGAACACAUCACGCAAAGAACUGGCCCAUGUCUCUGGCUCACCCCGGCGAUGCCAACGCUGAGGCUGGCGCUGGCCCCAGCCCCGGCCCCGGCCCCCGGUGGUGUUCAGGGACGACGGGUGGGGGCAGGGAGGGCGGCGGCUCGCGCCACCUCACACCCAACCAGUGCCUCACGCGGCACUAGACCCGCUGGGCCAAUCUGAGCCCGGGUGGCAUCAAAACCAGACCCUUUCGGCCAAUGACAGGACACAACACAUCACUUUCCGCGCCCAGCCAAUCCGUGCAGCAGCCCGCCGAAGGCCUUCCCCCGCUGCCGCCCAAUCAGCAGGUGGGGGGCGGUCGCCACGUCAGCUUCAGCGGGGGCAGUCGGAGUGCUGCAGCAGUCUCCAGGCAGAACGGUCGCCGCGUCGCCUCAGCACGGACUUCCAGGGAGCUCCUCAGCAAGAUCCUGCCAGGGCGCCCCUCAGCGCGAUUCUGCCGGGGUUCCCCUCAGCGUGGUCCUCCCCUGCAUGCCCCUCAGCGUGGCUCUCCCCGGGGCUCCUCAGCGCGAUUCUCCGGGUGCGCCCCUCAGCGCGGUCCUCCCUGGUGCGUCCGUCAUCGUGGUUCUCCCCGGGGUCCCUCGGUGCGGUUCUCCUCGGGGCUCCUCGGCGCGGUUCUCCCUGGGGCUCCUCAGCGCGGCGCUCUCCUGGAGGCUCCUCAGAGCGGUUCUCCGGGGUCUCCUCAGCGCGGCGCUCUUCCAGGGGCUCCUCAGCGCGGUUCUCCGGGGGCUUCUCAGCGCAGUGCUCUCCUGGGGGCUCCUCGGCGCGGUUCUCCCCGGGGGCUCCUCAGCUCCUCAGCGCUGUUCUCCCCGGGGGCUCCUUGGUGCGGUGCUCUCCUGGGGGCUCCUCAGCGCGGUUCUCCCUGGGGGCUCCUCGGCGCGGUUCUCCCUCGGGCACCCGGGGCUUUUCAGCACGGUUCUCUCCAGGGGCUCCUCGGCGUGGUUCUCCCCGGGGCACCCGGGGCUUUUCGGCGCGGUUCUCCCUGGGGGCUCCUCGGCGCGGUUCUCCCCGGGGCACCCGGGACUUUUCGGCGCGGUUCUCCCCGGGGGCUCCUCGGCGCGGUUCUCCCCGGGGCACCCGGGGCUUUUCGGCGCGGUUCUCCCCGGGGCACCCGGGGCUUUUCGGCGCGGUUCUCCCUGGGGGCUCCUCGGCGCGGUUCUCUCCGGGGCACCCAGGGCUUUUCGGCGCGGUUCUCUCCGGGGCACCCGGGGCUUUUCGGCGUGGUUCUCCCCGGGGGCUCCUCGGCGCGGUUCUCCCCGGGGUACCCGGGGCUUUUCGGCGCGGUUCUCCCCGGGAUCUCCUCGACGCGGUUCUCCCCGGGGCACCCGGGGCUUUUUGGCGCGGUUCUCCCCGGGGCACCCGGGGCUUUUUGGCGCGGUUCUCCCCGGGGGCUUCUCAGCACGGUUCUCCUCCGCGCGGUUCUCCCUAGGGUUCCUCAGCUCGGUUUUCCCCAGGAGCUCCUCAGCGCGACUCUGUCUCUGGGGCUCCUCAGCGGGGUUCUCCCCGGCGGCUCCUCAGCACGGUGCUCUCCCGGGGGAUCCUCAGCGCGGUUCUCCCAGACUCGUCAGCGCAGCCCUCCCCAUCUCUCUGGGAGGGUUUGAACACGGUCAUCACGGAACUGGGCGGACGGCGCGGGACGGGUGAUCACUGGCGUUGCUGAGGCUUCUCUGGAGGGACCGUACCCUGACUCCUGAGGAUGCAGGAACCCAGCUCCCCUGAAGCCUCAGCCCUGAGUCUUCCCUGACCAGAACACAAUGCCUCAAGGUGGCCCCUUUGCAGCAACCUCCUUGUUCUUCCCUCUCCCAGUCCCCUCUUCAGAUCCCUCACCCAAAGCCCCAUGCCUGGGCUCCUUCCUGCCUUCCCAGGCUGGCUCAUAUCCAGCAGCCACUUUUGGAACAGCCUGCUCUGAGGGAGGCCUUGGUAAGUUCCAGGACAGGGACCUGGUUGGGUGAUGACUGGAGUCUCUGACCUGCCUGGGCCCACUUAUCACUGGAGGCCUUGGGAGUGCCAACCUGAAAAGGCUGCAGGAUCUUGCAGAAUGGUAAUGUGCCAGACCCAAAGUGGGCGGAGAGCUUGGGGGUGGAUGUUCAGGUCUCUCAGGCCCUGUCAUCCUGGAGUGGAACAAGAAACAGCCCAGUGUCCUAGAUGACACAGCCACACUGGCUUGGGGUCACCCCUGGCCAGGUGGGUAACCUCUGGCUCCAGGGAGCUUGGCAUGUGCUGAUACCAGCACUGGCAGCCCUCACCCCCAUAGUGGUGAUUUACUGGGCAGCUGCAAGUUUGGCUGUGAUCCACAUAAGUGCCUGGUCUCUCACCACCUUCACCUGCAGGGGCCUUGCAAGACCCAAGAGUUGGUAAGGCCUGGCUGCCCAGCUAGAUGGACUGUGGGUGAUGGCCCUCUCCUCCCAGUAGGACUUUUUGCAUGUCUGGAUGCCAGUCUGUGACCAAGAGAACCAAGGUGAGCGAGAGCUCCAACAGGAGAAACAAGCAGCCAGAAGGAUGAGAAGGGACAGUCCCCUCUCUGAGGGGACAGCCAAGAGGCAAUACAGGCACUGACACCUGUAUUACACACAACAUGAGCCACUAAACUCUAACACUGAUCACUUUGGAGGUCCGUCAUAUCCAGGACUUGGUACAAGCCUUAGCCACAGUGUAAGCCAUCAUUCUGCCUUCUGGUGCUGACCCGUACCUGGGCAGCCCAUCUGGCUACCAGCCUGCUCACACCUCUGCUCCUGCCUUUUUACCCAGCCAGGAGGGGCCCAGAAGCUCAGAGCCCUAUUCUCAGGGUGUCCAUGACUAGUCACCCCUGCUUUCCAGUGACCUGCUGGCUCCCUUGGAGCCUCUUCACACCCUACCAACCAUGAGGUACUGCCAACCUCUGUGAAUUGGGGGGGCCUGGAAAGACAGUGAGCAGGUCCUGUCUGAUAAUAAUUACCCCUUAAGACAGCCACUCCUUCCCUGGAGGUGGCCUCAUUCUGGCUACCCAACCCUGCCAGUUCUCUGGUUACACCUGCAGCCCCCAGCACCAUGGGUCCCGAUUUCCUCAGUGAUUUGCAAGGCCAGGCCUGCACCUGGCUGGCUGCAAAGGCAGGAGGCCUAGGGCCUCACUACGACAAAGACACACAUGGCUCAGGACAACCUCCUGACCCCCAGAGAGUCCAAAGAACAAAACACCCUUUAGAAAAACGUCAGUAGAGAGAAGGAGAGUUCCCACAAGUGACCCUCAGAAGGGCCGCGAGUAUCACUCACAGAUCUUGACACAAAGACAUUUAUCAAGGGGAAUCCCCAGUGGGUUAGCAGCCAGAAUGGGACUGUGGCCAGAAUGGACCUGGGUGCCCCAAUGACCCCACUGCACGGCUGUCACUGCUGGGCACCCCAGCAGGGAGUCACAUGUCACAGGGGAAUCACACCAUGGCCGGGCACCGGGGAUUGGCCUGGCCAUGCCGUGACGGUAGGGGAGGACGGGCAUGCAUCCCAGGCCAGCUGUGCCUCAGGGGAAGGCCAACUGGAAGGCGUGGAAAAUCAGCCAUUUCCUCCACCUGAAGGAGCCCCUGAGGACAGCAGCAGCAACUGGCAGACUGCACUCGGCAUCUGCCCCAUGGCUUUGGCCAGGGUUCCAUGGGGAAAUGCUAAAAAACAAAGUCGUCUCUUUUUUGGGGGGCAGGGGAGGGGGCUGGGGGAGAGAAAAACAAUCUCAGACUCUCAAAGCAUGAAAACAAGUGGAAAAUGAUCAGUCUGGUUUUCCAUAAGUCAAAACAAGAGGAUCAUGUUCCCAGGCUCAGUGGGAAGUGUCCUUGCUCUCCUCUCUUGCCUGGUGCUUCGGUGCUGGGGCCAGGCAGAUGGCAAGUGGUGGGCACUAGGCGAGUAGAUAGCACUCUGGCCAGAGAGCAAGCCUUCCCCAGCACCUUGAGCCCCAGUCCCUUCCAGCCCAGCCCUUCACGCACAUGUAGGCACUCACUGUGAGAUGUGGGUGAUGGGUGUCAGCAGAGUCUCCCCUUCCAGGUCCAGGUCCUCAGCGAAGCUGUUGGUUCUCAUGAAGUGGGGCAUGCUCACUUCCAGCAGUGUUGGGCUCUUCCUCACUGAGGAGAAAGUGUGGGGACAGCAUGUUAGGCCUCCCACCCAACCUGCCAGUGCUGUGGAGCCAGGCCUGUGAGCUCCCAGGGCCAGGUGAGGAGUGGAGCUUGUGCCUGGAAGCUCCAGCCCUGACAAUCAGUUUUAUAGUGGGGUGUUGGGGUGGGUGGGUGUCUAAGAUGGCCCCAAAGUGCCUGACACCUCAGUGUCAGGAGAGUAAAGGCCAGUGAAUCCUCUUCAGAGUGGUAACUGUGCCUGGGGCUGUGCUCAGGUGUCCAAGACUCUCCCCACCUCAGGUUCUGGGCCUCUUCCCAUGUUCACAACUGACACUUGGGUCAAGAAUAAAACAGAGGUGACAGGCACAGGCCUGGUAAGGGACAACAGCUCCCACCACCAUACAUUGUCACACUCAUACAUUGACAGAGCAGUGGGUCAGGAAAGAUGGGGUGAUAGGACCUCUGACCCACGAGAAUGGCAAGCCUGGAAGGUGGGGGCAGCCACAGAACUCCUUUCUCAAAACACGAUGCCACAUCAACCAGUUGUACCCCCAGUGAGGCACAGGAGUCCCUCCAACAGCUGGCUUCACAUUCUGAUUCCUGGGCCCACCUCUGCAACUUUGACACAGGAGCUCAGGAUACUGAUCCUUAUCACUCCCCACUCUCUGUUGACACUAUCAAUAUUUGCUCUUGGCUUAUAUUUGUCUUCAUUUAAAUAUUUUAUUGCAAAAGGAUUAAGUACUCAUCUGUGAGAAGUGGAAUAAUUUGAAGAUUCACAAUGGCUUUCCUCCCCCAAAGUCAUCAGUGUUAACUGCCAACUAGAUCCCUAGCCCACCCUCUCUGCUCAUCUGAGCAGCAGAUGCCAGGUGGGAGUUGCUUUUAUACACAUGGGAUGUCACUGUGACUCUGUUCCUGUCACUCUGUAACAUAAGCUCAUUUCAUUUUUCUCUAGGUAUAUAGGCAUGGAUUUAAUUAUUAUUUUAGUCAUUGCAUAAUAGUCCACAGUUUAGAUUGGCCACAGCUAACCAUUCUAUAUCAUGGACAUUCAGGCUCUUAUAGUUUUAAGCUGCUUAAUUAUUCAGACUAUGAUGCCAUAUCCAUCUUUAUUCUUAAAAGCUGACAUACUGGAGCAGGGUGAGAGGGUGUGUCCUUAGUAAUUUUAAUAAAUGUUGCUAGAUUGCUUUCCCACAUCCAUGCCUGAAUGAAGUGUUGAAUGAAGCCUGAAUGAAAGUUGUCAGCACCUUUUGCAGGGACUACCAAGCAGGGAUGAAAACUGAGACAUUGCUGUUAUUUCCAUCUGUGUUGAAUACCUUUUAUGGGCUUGGCAUCUAUUUGGGUUUCCUCUUGCAGAAUUGCCUGUUCAUAUCCUUUGCUCACUUUUGCUUAUCACUUUGUAGGAAUUUUCUAUAGAUUACAGACAUUAACUCCUUGUUAUAUGAGGCAUAGAUAUCUUCCCCAGUCUGUUUUUUUCACCUGAAUUAUGUUGCUUUUAUCCUAGAAAAUGUUUUGUUUUUAAAGUGAUAACAUCUUUUGCUUUAUAAAAAAGGAAGGUUUUCCCACAUCAGUGUAAUACAACUCUCUCUUAAAUUUAUUCCUAAUUUCACUAUUUGAAUGUGUUGUAUGUAUACAUAUGUAUGUGUGUAAAAGUUUUAAUGCAUUUAGUAUUUAUGCCUGAUAGGACAGAUGAUCAACAAUUAGAAAAUGAAAAUUUAAAGGGUGCUACAUACAAACUUACUGAAAAAAAUCUAAAAUAAAACAUAAAACCAUAAAAUGUCUUGAAGAAAACAUAAGAGAAAAUCUCCAGGACCUUGGAUUUGGCAGUGAAUUGUGAAAUACGAAACCGAAGGUUUAACUCGUAAAAGAAUCAACAAAUUGGACUUUAUCAAAAUUAAAAGCUUUUGCUGUGCAACAGACACUGCUAAUGGAAUGAAAAUACAAAGCACAGACUUGGAAAGAAUAUUUGCAUAUCACCUAUCAGGUCAAGGACUUGCACUCAGAACAUAUAAAGAAUGCUUACCACUUGACAAUAAAGUGAACAAUCCAAUUUUAAAAAUGGAUUAUAAAUAAGCAAAUGAAAAGAUACACAAUUAACAUAAAUAUGGAAAUGCAAAUUAGAAUCACAAUGAAAUUCCAUAAAUUAAAAAAAAAUUCAAAACCUGACAAUAUCAACCACUCUCGAGGAUGUGGAACAUGUAGAACUCUCAUAUGUUACUAGUGGGAACGCAAAAUGGCACAGUGACUUUAGGAAAUAGUUUAGCAAUUUCUUAUUAAGUUAAACAUACACAUACCACAUGACCUAUCAGUUCCUUUCCCACUCAAGUGAAUUGAAUUUUUAUGUUCACAAAAACCUGUACAUAAAUGUGUAUAGUAACUCUGCUCAUAAUAACCAAAUACUGGCAACAAUGAAGAUGUCCUUCAACAGGUGAAUGCAUAAACAAAAUGUGGUAUAUAUUCAUGCAAUGGAAUACCAUCCAGCAAUAAAAAGAAAUGAACUAAUGAUUUAUGUAACAACAUGGAUGAAUCUCAAAUGCAUUUUGCUAAGCAGUGAAAGAAGCCAGAUGCAAAAGAAUACAUAUUAUAGGAUCCCAUUUAUAGGACAUUCUAGAAAAAACAAAACUACAGGGACAUAAAACAGAUCAAUAGCUGCCAGUGGUUAGGGGAGAAGUACUUGACUUCAAAAGACUCACCCCAGGGUAUUUUUAGGGGUAUGGAACUUCUCUGAAUGAUACUGUAUUGUGGAUACAUGACUCCAGGCAUCUGUCAAAGCCCACAGAACUGAAUCUCAAAGAGUGGAUUUUACCGUAUGCAAAUUUUAAAAAUUAACCUGGAUGUUGGAGGACCCUAUGAUGGAAAGCAGACUAUGAUGAGCGAAUUCUAUGUGUUACAAACAAAUGACAUAGUGAAAGGAAAGAAGGAGGAGGAGCUGGCAUAUGUUGCUUUCAAAAACACUGUUUUGACUGGACACUAUGGUUAAAGCAAAAGUCUGUCAUAAACACUCUAAUCUAGUAGGUAAAUUUGCUUCACAUACGGUACUACGUGUACAAUAGGGUUACACAAAUAAGUAAAUUGAACUGUAGGUAAUGGGAGCCAGGUUUCUCGCUGUCAGAGAAAAAGCUAUAAAUAAGUUGUGGGGGAGGGGGCAAGGAUGAACUCUGGUCAGAAAUGUCAGUAUGAACUCAUGGUUAGCUUUAUAUAGAUACAGAUAUGUAAAGAUGUAUGUGUACUCAGGUUACAUACAUACAUAUAUUUCCUAGCUCUGUCCACUGAGAGGAGAUAGAAGCAGUGAUACCCCAGUAGCCACGAGCAUACCCCGUGCCUAGAUCCAGGUUUUUUAUUCAUUCUCCAAUAAAAGGAGCCAGGGCUCUCUGGAUGAUUCUAGGGCUAGGGUAGGGAAAAUAAAAGAUGAGCCUGAAGUAUUGUCAAGUGCUAGAAAAGAAGUAAAUGCUUAAAAAUAAAUGAAAAGGAUGGGGGCCACAUCAAAAGGACACAUGAACCCACCAAUGGCCACAGCUAGAACAAUUUGAGUGACAAAAUAAAUAAUAUUGGACUAUAACUCAAAAAAUACUCCCAAAUCCACAGUGAUAAAAUUAAAUAAACAGUUGGAGGAGAGGGACAAAUCUUCCUUACAAAGGAAUUCCAAAUAAAAAAUGUAGAAGGACUGAGGAAAAUAGAAGUACAUCACGGUAAUAUUUGCUGCAGGAAAAUGAUCCGUGAAUGAAUGCUGAAAUUAGUUGGUGAAACUCAGAAACUUCAGUUUCUUCCUUGAAAUAUAUUUUAAUUGCUGUGGUAGUUUUACCAUAUAUUUGCAGAUUUUUUUUUUUUGAUACUCUCCUGCAGGAGGUAGAGUUGAACUCCUCCAUUCCCCACCUUGAGUGUGGGCUAUACUUAGUGACUCACUUCUAAAGACUAAACUAUGGAAAGGGAAAGACAGCAGUUCACUUACAAUGGAGGAGCCUGGCCGACACCACUUUAAACAAGUGGCUCAAGGUUAAUAUUACCCGUGAUAAACCAUGUUGAUGUCAUGUUCCACAACGAGGAAAGCAUCUCACCUCAUUGGCAUUUUUCCCCUAAACCUAUAACCCUGCUCUAGUCCUGAGAAAACACCAGACAAACCCAAACUGAGGGACACUGACACCUGACUGAUAUUCUUCAGAAGUGUCAAGUUAAUGAAGAACAAGACUGAGAAGCCCGUCACCGAUCAGAGAUGACUAAAGAGACAUGCUCAAUAAAUGUAAUGAUAGAUCCUAGAUGGGUUCGCGGAACAGAAAAAGGACAUCAGUAGUUAAACUGGGGAAAUCCAAAUAAAUUUACAACUCUAGCUUAAUAGUGUACCAAUGUUAAUUUUUUAGUUUUGGUCAGUGUACCAUGGUUAUGUAAGAUGCUAGCAUUAGGGGAAGCUGGUGAAAGGGAUGUGGGGACUUGGUACUAUUUUUGUUUCUCUUCUGUAAAUAAAAAAUGUGAGAUAACAAGUGAAAACAGAACCUGUAUACAAUUGCACAAAAGAAUAUUAAUUAUCUAACUAAGGAUAUGCAAGAACUCUGGAGAAAAUUGUAAAACUUUAAUAAGAGACAAUGAAGAAGAUAUAAAUGGAGAAAUAUGCCUUCAUUCCAAUGACUAGAAGACUCAAUACUGAAAAGAUUAUCUCUAAAUCUUAAUAAAUCUCUCCAAAUCUUAAUAAAAAUCUCAAGGCUUCUGUGUGAGAACUUUGGCAAGCUGAUUCUAACAGCGACUUGGAAGUGCAAAAAGCCAAGAAUUGGCAAUAUUCUUGAAGAACAAGGUGGGAGAACUUGCUGUACCAAACAUCAGUACUUCUUCCAAGGCAGUGGUCAUUAGGGCAAUGUGGUAUUGACACAGGGAGAGACAAAUAGGCCAUUGGGACAGGAUUGAGCAUUGGGAAAUAGCCCACACAAAUAUGGAAGCUUGCUGUGUAUCAGAGGUGGCCUGCACAUCCUGGGAAGAGCAUGGACUUUUCAAUCAAAUGUUCAAGAGCAGUUGGAUACCCACACUGGAAAAACAUUAAGUUGGACCCUUAAUUACCUCACAUCUUAUACCAAAAAUUCAUUCUUGUCAUUCUAGGGGAUUGAAGACCUAAUUAUGAAAAGCAAAACUAUAAAGGUCACAUGACUGAAUAUAGAAGAAUAUCUUAAUGACAUCAGCAUUAGGAUGGUUUUCUUUUUUAAAAAGAAGCAAUAACCAUAAGAGAGAAGACUGAUUAAUUUGACAUUAGAGUUAAGACCCAAUCAUCAAAAUACACCUUAAAGAGUGAAAAGACAGUGCCCACAAAAUGCAAAGGACUCCUACAAAUCAAUAGGAAAAAUAUAAAUGACUUAAUAGAAAUUGGGCAAUAGACAAAGUAGCACAUCACAAAAGAGGAAUCCAAACGGCUGAUGAGCAUGUGGAAAGGUGUUGCGCCUGACUAGCAAUCAGGGAAAUGUAAAUAAACUCAGGAGCUCAUGGCCCGUGGGGGCGAAUGGCAGACUUCCAGCAGGAAACCACACAGACAUUACUUAGUCACAGCCAGGAGAAGGGCUCAGAGUGAAAGGGCUCUGUGCCCAUGACAUCCUUAGAGAGACCAGGGAAGGACCUGUAAGGCUUGAAGAAUGUGUGUAGAUUCGGAGACCCACAGGUCUGGGACCUGGCAGAAGCAUGUUACUGCCCCCAUUUUAGAGAUUUGGGGCUGAGAUUCAAGUACCCUGGGUUAUAUAAUGCAGUUGUCAAGUGACAGAGCUAAAACUUCAUCCAGGAUUCAAUUUUUUUUAAAAGGAAGAAAGAAAAAACAUUUUGAUGUUUGCAUCACUUGUAUGUAGAAGAAACGAUGGAGCACAGGCUAGAAUGUGGAGUUGCUUUCCAAACAGCCAUGACAAGUGCCCAUCUCCAAAGCCUGAGGGCCAAGGGUGAGCCACCUGACCCCUGAGGAAGGUUCUGCCCUUGUGUUUUAGGAAAUUAAAAUGUGCACAUCAGUUGGCUGCCCAGAGUAGGUGGGACCUGCACCUGCCAGAGAGGAAUGUGUGCUUUUUGGUUUAAUCCUGGGAACGGCAUAUGGGGCCCCCUAUAACAAGGGGCAGAGAAGGGCUCCACAGGUUUGUUUUUCCAAUUCAAGAGGAGAGGUUAUUGUCUGCUGGCUUGUGUGUCGGAGACUGUGGGGCGUGCUUUCUCCGCCACAGGGAGGCAGUGACCAGAGCUGCCACCUCUUCCCUGUUUUCACCUGUGGUCGUAGCCAGGUCAGGCAUCUAGGAGAGC